Sphaeramia orbicularis (orbiculate cardinalfish) is the source of this 1238-nucleotide messenger RNA. Its product is annotated as beta-crystallin A2-like. The transcript is spliced from 4 exons. Gene Ontology annotation, biological process: lens development in camera-type eye; visual perception. Bases 320 to 985 code for a protein of 221 amino acids. NCBI's taxonomy places the organism in Eukaryota, Metazoa, Chordata, Actinopteri, Kurtiformes, Apogonidae. The record is from RefSeq and is a predicted model, not a curated record. Gene Ontology annotation, molecular function: structural constituent of eye lens.
AUCUGUGAGUCCAGGCUGAAGCCUAUCUGAGGGACGGCCGAGAGUUUUGUAGCAUGGAGAAAUUGAAAAAUGAUAAAUGAGUGGAAUUUGUUCACUUCCUGUGACAGGCGUGGAGGUCGACCUUAACAGAUAUUACACGUGAUGAAGCGAAGGGAAGGAAGCCGCAGUAGCAUGCAUUUGUACCACCGUUAUUUUCCAUUAAAUAAGUACUUACAGAUAUAUAAAAACCAUGUGUUGGAACGUUUCUGUGGCAGGUUUAUAGUUGCAGUAAACACGUUGAAAGGGGGGUCGUAGCUCGGGGCCCUGUCCUAGCUCUUGAAUGUUUUUUGGGUGUUGUGUUAAAAUACUGUACCUUCUUCUCCAGAGAGUAACCCCUAAGGGAGAAGCAGCAGCCAUGAACACUCAACAGAUGGAGCAGAUGGGCCAGUUCAAGAUCACAGUCUGGGAGGAGGAGAACUUCCAGGGAAAGCGCUGUGAGUUCAUGCUGGAGUGCCAGAACAUCAUGGAGAGGGGCUUCAACAAGAUCCGCUCCUUCAAGGUUGAGAAUGGACCUUGGGUGGGUUAUGAGUACCCAGAGUUCCAGGGACAGCAGUUUAUCCUGGAGAAGGGAGACUACCCUCGCUAUGAGGCCUGGAGUGGAAACAGCAGCUACAGAACCGAGCACAUGCUGUCCUUCAGACCCAUCAAGUGCGCUAACCACAGUGACAGCAAGGUGACCAUGUACGAGUGCGAGGACUUCCAGGGCCGUAAGUUUGAGAUGUGCGACGACUACCCCUCCCUACAGGCCAUGGGCUGGUGCAGCAAGGAGGUGCCUUCCAUCAAAGUUAACUCCGGAGCCUGGGUGGCCUACCAGUUCCCUGGUUACCGUGGUUACCAGUACAUCCUGGAGAGGGACAGACACCAAGGCGAGUACAGAAACUACAAUGAGUACAGCACCCAGGCCCACACCAACCAGGUGCAGUCCAUUCGUAGGAUCCAGCACUAAGUCUUCACUUUACCUGCCUGACCCAAACUGAAAAAAAGAAAAAGAAAAAAGAAAAAAAAAAAAAAAGAAACUCUCCUGAACCUCUUUCUCAACUUGAACCUGGACAGACCAUCGUCACAGACCCGUAGAUGGACAAACUCUUUCUAUCACUCUGUGGCUCUGCAUGUAUGGAUAUAUUCUAAGUACCUACUUCUACUACCAUGCCAAAGCAUGUUCUUGAAAUAGGAAAUAAAGGCUUUUCUUCAAAACUAUA